This is a messenger RNA of Solanum verrucosum, 3192 nucleotides long. RefSeq lists its product as uncharacterized. Gene Ontology annotation, biological process: mRNA splicing, via spliceosome. The record is from RefSeq and is a predicted model, not a curated record. Bases 167 to 3022 code for a protein of 951 amino acids. Lineage: Eukaryota; Viridiplantae; Streptophyta; Magnoliopsida; Solanales; Solanaceae. Gene Ontology annotation, cellular component: catalytic step 2 spliceosome. Gene Ontology annotation, molecular function: protein binding; RNA binding. The transcript is spliced from 7 exons.
UCAGAUUCGGGGUUUUGCUUUGCACUGAAUCGCAGGUAUUUAGGUCAACAAACCCUAGAUUUACUGUUAUUGAAAAACAUAUAGUAGUCGUUUUUAAGAUACUGUAUUUUAGACAUUAUAUGUGCUGUGUUUAUUGAAUCUGUAAUUGUAAGCGAAGUUUAAGAUUAUGGAGAGGGAUUUGAGUGAGAAUGGGCACCGUAGGAGAAGGGACAAAUCAGAGGAUGAGGAUAGCGGGAAAGUAGAGCGGAAAAAGUACGAGGAUAGAAAAACUUAUGGUGAUAGGGAGGAUAGGAGGGAGAGAAGGCGGAGAACUGAACGCCGUGAGAGCGAUGAUGAUGGUGAGGGUAGGAGGGAGAGAAGAAGAACCGAACGUGGAAAUAGGGAUGGCAGUGAUGAUAAAAAGGAUGAUUCGAGGCGAGAUGAACAUGGAGAUGGUGGUGAAAGGAUGGAGAGGAGGGGAAAAGAUGGGAAUAAGGAGAAUGAUGAUGAAAGGGAUGAUAAGAGGGAGAGCAGAAAAGAGGAAAAGCAAGUUGAUGAUGUUGAUGAAAGGGAGGAUAGGAAGGCAAGAAGGCGGGGAAUUGAACGCAGUGUGAGUGAUGAUGAUGGUGAGGAUAAAGAUAGGGAUGAUAGGAGAGCAAGAAGGCAAAGAGCUGAACAUGGAAAUAGGGAUAGCAGUGAUGAUGAAAAGUAUGAUUCGAGGCGUAAGAGGCGAGAUGAAAAUGAAGAUGGUGGUGAAAGGAUGGAUAUGAGGCGAAAAGAUGAGAAUAAGGACGACAAUGAUAGGAGGGAUAGAAGGAGAAAAAAUGAACAGGUGAAUGAUAAUGAUAAGAGGGAGAGCAGAAAAGAGGAAACCCAAGUUGAUGAUGACGAUGAAAGGGAUGAUAGGAGAAAGAAGAGGCGAAGACAUGAGGGUGAAGGUGGUGACUUGAAGGAUGAUAAGAAGGAGAGGAGUCGAAGGAAUGAAGGUGAGAGCGAUGAUAGGAAGGAGAUGAGGCGACAGGAAGAUGACGAUGAAAAGGUGCAUAAGAGAAGGAAGGAUGAGAUUGGACACAGGGAUAGAGUUGAUCGGUAUAAUGAUGGUAGAGAAGGGGAUAAAAGAGGGAGGAAGGAUGUAGAGAGAGAAAAGAGGGUUGAUGGUGAUGACAAUAAUAGAAAGGAUAUACGGCAAAGGGAUGGAGAUGAUAAGCAUGGGAAAGAGAAGAAUAGGAAAGAUAAUGCACAAGAGGAUGGGGCUUUUAAAGCCAAUGAGGAUUCCAAGGUGCAAAAGCAAGAUGCUAAUUUGCCUACUGACUUAGCAAAGUUGGGAAGGAGUGGGGGUGUUUACAUUCCACCAUUCAAAUUGGCUAGAAUGAUGAAGGAUGUUCAGGACAAGAGCAGUGUUGAGUACCAGAGGAUGACUUGGGAUGCUCUGAGGAAAAGUAUCAAUGGGCUGGUGAAUAAAGUUAAUGCAGCGAACCUCAAAAAUAUUAUUCCAGAGUUGUUUGCAGAGAAUUUGAUCCGUGGGAGGGGACUGUUCUGUAGAUCCUGUAUGAAGUCCCAAAUGGCUUCUCCCGGUUUUACUGAUGUAUUUGCUGCUUUGGUAGCAGUGGUUAACACCAAGUUCCCAGAAGUGGGUGAUCUGUUGCUAAGAAGGAUCAUACUGCAGCUGCAAAGAGCUUAUAAACGUAAUGAUAAGCCUCAGCUGUUAGCAGCUGUCAAGUUUAUUGCUCACCUUGUAAACCAGCAAAUUGUUCACGAGCUUAUUGCUCUCGAACUACUUACCGUUUUGUUGGAGAAACCUACAGAUGAUAGUGUUGAAGUUGCAGUUGGUUUUGUUACAGAGUGUGGUUCAAUGCUUCAGGACCUCUGUCCACGAGGAUUGCAUGGAAUCUUUGAGCGGUUCCGUGGUAUACUUCAUGAAGGAGAAAUAGAUAAACGGGUUCAGUUUUUAAUUGAAAGCCUCUUUGCAUUGCGAAAAGCAAAGUUUCAGGGUUACCAAGCUGUGCGACCAGAGCUUGACCUUGUUGAGCAGGAAGAUCAAUUAACCCAUGAAGUCUCUCUCUCGGACACAAUAGAUCCAGAAAUUGCUUUAGAUAUUUUCAAGCCGGAUCCUAAUUUCUUAGAAAACGAAAGGAAGUAUGAAGAAUUAAAGAAGGCAAUACUUGGUGAAGAAUCUGAGGAAGAAGGAGAUUCGGGUGCAGAAUCAGAGGAUGAAGAUGAAGAUGAAGAGUCUGAUGAAGAAGAGGAUGAGGAGCAAAUGAAAAUAAAGGACGAAACAGAGACAAACUUAAUCAACCUUCGGAGAACGAUCUACCUGACGAUUAUGUCUAGUGUUGACUUUGAAGAAGCAGGACACAAGUUGUUGAAGAUCAAACUAGAGCCUGGUCAGGAGAUGGAGUUGUGCAUAAUGUUAUUGGAAUGCUGCAGUCAGGAAAGGACUUAUCUUCGCUACUAUGGACUGCUGGGACAGCGUUUUUGCAUGAUCAACAAAAUUCAUCAGGAAAACUUUGAAAAAUGUUUUGUGCAGCAGUACUCCAUGAUUCACCGGCUUGAAACUAACAAACUGCGUAAUGUGGCCAAGUUUUUUGCUCAUUUGCUCGGCACUGAUGCUCUGCCUUGGCAUUGUUUGGCUUAUAUACGGCUGACAGAGGAGGAUACGACCUCCUCUUCUCGUAUUUUUAUCAAGAUUCUAUUCCAGGAAAUGUCAGAGCACCUAGGUAUCCGCUUGUUGAAUGAGCGUCUUAACGACCCCACUAUGCAAGAAUCCUUGGAGUCUAUUUUCCCAAAAGAUAAUCCCAAGAAUACAAGGUUUGCCAUCAACUUUUUCACUUCUAUCGGUCUGGGUGGAAUCACCGAGAGUCUGCGAGAGUAUCUCAAGAACAUGCCAAGGCUUAUCAUGCAACAACAGAAGCCUGUUUCUGAAUCGGAUGAGUCUGGGAGUUCAUCUGGUUCUGAAUCUUCAGGAUCCGAGUCAGAAUCAUCUUCAUCCAGUUCUGAGGAAAGUGAUGGUAGUCGAAGGAAGCGGAGGAAGAGGAGAAGAUAGAGAGACCAUAGACUGCUCAGCAAUCUGAAAAUUAGACUGAUACCUAUUUCGAUCGAGAACUAGUUAGUACGUGUUGUCAUCCUGAGAAAAUUAGAUUUUUGUUUGCCUUGUAUGUUUAAUCCACUACAAUUUGUGCAGCAGUUUCAGUUUUGGCUUUGUUCCAGUUUUGA